Molecule: messenger RNA, 2751 nt
Organism: Brienomyrus brachyistius
Lineage: Eukaryota; Metazoa; Chordata; Actinopteri; Osteoglossiformes; Mormyridae
Exons: 2
Coding region: 980-2071 (363 amino acids)
Molecular function (GO): nucleic acid binding; zinc ion binding
Source: RefSeq, a predicted model, not a curated record
AAGACCUGUGACGUGAAUUCGUCAUCAGGCCGGUGGUUAGAACUGCGCUCGACGUCUGGUGAUGUCUGACGGACCUCGGUGGCGGAACACAGGCACACAGGACAGGUGAGACAACAAAGGUUAUUCAGCGAAAUAACCGGGUCAAUUGACGUGGGUUAGGCUUAGCCGUAAUUAAGCAGAAAAGGGGUUAGGCUUAGCCGUAAUUAAGCAGAAAAGGGGUUAGGCUUAGCCGUAAUUAAGCAGAAAAGGGGUUAGGCUUAGCCGUAAUUAAGCAGAAAAGGGGUUAGGCUUAGCCGUAAUUAAGCGAAAUAUGAACAUGCAUGUAUUGUGUGAAUGACUGGACUAAGACUAUUAUAGAGGCUUAGAGUUGCUUUGGUCAGUCCAUUUCUUAUUUUGCCUGGUGGGAAAGAAAUACUGGUGAUUGAAGGAUCAAGGACGGGUUUCAUCCCUGAAAACCGAUACCGCUGCACGAACAGCGUGUAGUAGAAGGCCGUAUUGGUGUCCUCCCAUAUAUCUCGUACCAGUGAAUUUCCACCCAGGACCUGUGUAGUGCGGAGACGGGAAAGAAAAAAAAAUGGGAAAGAAUCAGAGUAAGAGGAUUGAACUAGAGGGAGAUGAGAAGUUUAUGGAAGGAUAUAAACCAGGUUCAGGACAAAUAAGUAAUCAGAGGUGGAGGAAAAAACAUGGGUUUGAAGGGAAACUCCACACUCCAGAUAUCUUAAAAUUACAAGGAAAUUUAAGACUAGAAAUGUUACAAACCUUGAAGAAAGGAAAAUUGGAGAAAAGGAAAAAAUAAUAUAAGUAUUCAGAUAAUUGGUUGGAACAAAGUAAGUUAAGAGAUGUACGUAGAAAGCAGAAAAAGGAUGAUAGAAAGGAUAAAUUAACUGCAGCCGCUCUAGUCACUUUAGAUGAUGAGACGGUGGCCAAAAUAAAACAUAGAGAAAAUAGACCACCAACACCACCACUAUUGCCUGCCCCCAUGCAACCCGUAGAUAGAAGGGAAAUAAAACAACCAUCAGCUAUGGGCACAAUACCAAAGAAGCCAUCAGCUCUUCCUUCUUCCCCCAUUAUAACUAGGAGUAGAGAUCCUACGUUAUACCCUGUGCGCGAUCUAGCUACUGCUAAGGUUCGAUGGCAUCCGCGAAAUGAAGGCAUUGAUAUUGAUAGUGAAGAGGAAGAAAUAGAAUUACAAUGCCCCCUAGUGGAGGUGGCAAACCCUAAUAGAGAGCCAGAUGGACGACCUGAAACAAUGUUAGUCUAUAGACCAUGGACAGCUGAAGAUAGAACGGCAGCAUUAAAGGGAAUACCUCCUGUUGAUGAAGGGGUACCAGAAUUUUGGACAGCAAUAUUGGAACUACAGAGCAGUUUCCACCUGAAUGGUAGAGAAAUGUUCCAAUGUUUAAGACAGCUGUUCAAUCAUAAAUGGGGAAAAGUAGCAGGAGACUUUACUGGUCAUGGACCAGACAAUCAACCACUUGCACAUAAUUCACAAGCUCUGCAACAGAGUAUGCAGCAAUUACAUGGAAGGAUAGAGACAGUGUUUAUGAGACGAGCAGAUUAUGGCAGAAUUGCACAAUGCAAGCAAAAAGAUGGAGAAGAGCCAGAGGAUUUUAUGGAUAGGAUGAGAGUGGUGUUUAGAGGGAAUUCAGGAAUUCCUUAUAAUGAGGAAAAUGGAGGAGUUUAUCAGCAACAGUUAAAACGUGCGUUCAUCACAGGGCUAAAACCUGAACUGAAGAGAUACAUAGAUAAACAUUGGGUACAUCAGAAUACUGGUUCAGUACAGCAAGCCCUAGAAUAUGCCCAACACGCCCAUACAGCACAAAAACAGAAAUCAGACGCAGUGUUUGCUGCUAAUGAUACUGUUGCAAUAAUACAUAUGAAUCCUCCGGGGAGGGGAGGGUUCAGAGGAAGGUCACGAGGCCGAGGAAGGGGGAGAGGUGCUUUUAGGAGCAAUCAGCGAAAUUUAUUACAGCAAGAUAACACUUGCUGGACAUGCGGAAAACUUGGGCACUUAGCUAGGCAAUGUAGAACCAAGUUUAUAAACAACCCAAAUUCCACAGAGAAUCAAUGACAAUUAGCCUGUGAACUAUCAAAAGAGCCAGAUAAGCUGCAAAAACAGGAUGAGACAGAAGAGAUAGAUUUGCAAGCAGUUUGCCAGCUGCUAGCACUAAAACAACUUGAAGAACUACCAAAACGAAGGCUUAUUAUAAAUGGGAAAAUAUAUGAGUGCCUAUGUGAUACCGGAGCCUGUAGAACAGUGUUAACCACUAGCCCUCCAAGGGUCACCUUUUCUUCGUCCUCCAUAAAUAUCCGAACUGCAGGAGGCCAAGCUGAAAGUCAUCAAUUGACAAAUCCAGUUAGCAUAAAAGAUGAGGAAACAGAGUUAGAAUGUCAUGCCCAAGUGCUAAUAAGCCAUUCAUGUCCAGUCAAUCUGUUAGGAAGGGAUCUUAUGAUACAAAUGGGUAUUAGUGUGAUUGCAACACCCACUGGCAUAAAGGCUAUAGUAGAAAAGCAAACUUUCGUGAUACAUGGCAUGUCAGCUCCACAGUAUUAUUGGUCCCUAGAUCUGGGGGGGACAGCACAGACACGUGAAAUAUUGAGAAAAACUAGAGAAAAGCAGUCCCCUAAACAAACCCAGUUCAUGCCUGGCGAUGCCUUACACGUCACUAUGUGGUACAAAGGCACCCCAGGACCAGAUUAUGCCUAUGACAAAACGUUUCAUGCCCUUCAAGACACUUGUAUCACCUUACA